GAAAGGAUAUUCUGUAUAUAGUCUGGCUAGAUAUACAAUCUUUUUAAAUGUUGUCAAGCUGUGGGUGAUUUUCAUUCAGGAACUAAAAUGAAGGGCAAUCACUGGUUUUACAGACUGUCAGUACUACUUUUAUUGUGUGAUGUUUACACAGUCGUAAGCUGCAGCGUACACACAGCGCAGUUCUAUGGAGAACCAAGUUUGAACAAUAAAAUAUGUACUGAAUCAGACAGGAUGUUUCAAGUUUCCGCUAGAAGUAAGAUAUCUUGUUCCCAAAUGUGCGAUGUAAGCUCGGAAUGCACGAGUUUAUUUUACAACACUGCUACCAAGAGUUGCACGAUCUGCAGAGGAUCUACUAACGUAGAGGAACAGAGUGGCACCAUCUUUCUCGCCAAGCACAUUGAGUUAGUUAGCUGUGGUACACCACCAUCACCUGCUAAUGUUAAGAUAGACUACUCCGGAAGUGCUGUAUACGGUGACCAAGCAACUUACACGUGCGACCCAUGCAGUUAUUCACCAGCAGGCGGCGUAGGCGUGAUCACGUGUCAGGCGGAUGGAACGUGGACUACACCGUCUUGUGCUCCAGAUGGUCGGCCUAUACCUGAUGGAUCUAAAGGAUGUGUUUCCACUCACGGCCAGCGUUGCCUAGGGUCAUCUUUAUUACCUCAUGUAUAUAAUGCACUGAGAUCAGAUGGAAGAAUUGGUAAUUGCUGGUGUGGGAGACUUUGUUGCCUCGAAAACUUUGGAUGUUGUUUUGAUGUCGACUGCUAAACAGUAUAUUUAAAUUGCUGCCACAUAGAAUGGACAACAAAGAGUGCAUACCCCAGUACAACAGUACCUAUUUUCCUCAACGAAGCUACUUGUUAUUCUCAUUUUCUUUCUGUGUUAGUAUUAAACUUUGAUCAUAAAUCUAGUUUCUGGCCUCCUUUUUCUGGAAUGUUGGAGUGGACAAGGAGGAUAUUUCAUGGAGUCAAGAAAAAUCUUUCUUUGAUUAUAUUGUAACUUUUUUUAUAACUGGCCGUAGGGAAAAAUCGAGACAACUUUUCUG
Mercenaria mercenaria is the source of this 1045-nucleotide messenger RNA. RefSeq lists its product as uncharacterized. The transcript has 4 exons. Lineage: Eukaryota; Metazoa; Mollusca; Bivalvia; Venerida; Veneridae. Bases 88 to 768 code for a protein of 226 amino acids. The record is from RefSeq and is a predicted model, not a curated record.